UUUAUAUCAUAUUUCACCAAUAUUAAUUUAUCACUGUCAACCUUCAUCUGAUAUGUAGUUUUAACAUAUAUUAGCACAUUUACGUCGUGAUUUCAUUCAUAUGGGCUUAUUCUAAAAUAUUAUUUGAGAAUAUUUCAGGAUUGCAGUAUUGCUGCUAAUCUCAUAGUUGGUAGUAGAUUAGUGGGAGAGAGCCACUAUUGAUGGGCGAAACCUUAACCAGCUGGCAGAUGUUUCCCGCGCGGUCGCAGUAUACUCGUUUUUCCAUAGUAUAUUUUUGUAAUCAAUAAGUAGUACAAAUUGAUAAAUAUAAUUUGUUUCAAUGAAAUGUGUUUUUAUCGUUUUUCAUACCAAAAAAAUUAGUAUGACUAAUGGGAUUUCAUCAAUAUCUUUAAAUGCCGUAAAAAUUCAAUAAACAAUGGUAAAAAAUAUCCUAACAAGAUUGAAUAUCGUCUGUAUCAAUGAGCGUAGGGAAGAAUCAUGAGACAUUCCUUGUAAUUCUGUUUAUCCACGACUUUGGUUUUUUGUACUUGUUAUUAUCGCUGCCGUUGUGAAUUAAGUGUUUAAAAGUUACUUUUUGCGUUGUUACGCAAUACACUGGUAAUAUCUGUUAUUCUCUGUACCAAAAAAACUUAACGUCCUAUUCUACUAUGGUUUAUGAUAGGUUAAAUAAAGUAGACUCUAAUUCAACUAUUAUAUUAAUGUCUGAUUGAAAAAGUAUUAUUAUUAUAGUACAACAAAACGUGCUCAAAGUUACAAAAUGUAAACCAUGUUAUAGUUAAAGAUAAAUUAAAAUUAAGAGGAACCUACUAUUAACUGUGCGUGAUGGUUAAAAAAUAUUUUCAGUAGAGAUUGCCUUUAAGCGUUCAAGUACCCUUUAAUGGUUCGGCCCUGAACCGGCGGCAGCGAAGUAAUUUACGUUGGGUGUAAAACCUCAGCUGUUUCCCGCCAAAGAUCGCCAUUGCGAAAUACGAUCGGGCGUUGUGUGCGUUGUGGGCUGGUUGUCCUGCGAAUAAAUUCUGGAUGUGUACCAUUCAACAUUAGCGUAAAAACAAAAUAAAUUAUUAUUGAUGAGAGAAGUUAAGUGUGGAUACAGUAUUGUAUAUCGUGUUGCCCUAAGGGCACACGAAUACAAAGAGGUGGAAUCGUGGAAAGAACUUUAAAUAUGUAUACAUGUAAUAUUAGUUUCAACUUAAAUAAAACAUAAGAUAAAAGCAUAUAAAUUAUAUACACCAACUAAAUAACCAUAAGUUUUUUGAUAUUAAUUAGUUAUUUCUGUGUAAGAUAUUCACCGAUGUUAUAGUUCCAUAAGUUUAACUGAUCAUUUUAUUAAAUUAUGAUAUAAUUUUGGUGUGUGAACAGAAUAAGUGGCGCGGAAGAACAAGAUAUGUCAGUGUUUGCUAGUAGUGACGAACGGAUUUUCAUUGAAGAAAUCGUCGAAGCCACAACCGGAGAAAACGAGCACGAAACCGACUUUUGUAGUGUCAAUGGUAUAAACGAAAGCUUACUUGGAACGGCGACUUUAAUUGAUGUUUCAAAUUAUGAUGAUCAUCAACUAAAAGGUAAAAAAAUUUCGGAUCCGUUAAGUUCCAAAUUGGAUUUGGAACACGUUUUAGAUAAUACACAAUUGCCUAGCCAAACAAGUUUAUAUAACAUUGAACACAAAAAUAAAUUGACAACUCGAGGUCACAUGGAACAGGAGAAAAGGAUGCGGCGAGAAAUCGCCAACAGCAAUGAACGAAGACGCAUGCAGAGUAUUAAUGCUGGAUUUCAGUCACUCAGAACAUUAUUGCCUCACCAUGAAGGUGAAAAAUUAUCUAAAGCAGCUAUUCUUCAACAAACUGCUGAAUACAUAUAUCAAUUAGAGCAAGAAAAAACUCAAUUGCUUUCCCAAAACUGUCAGCUCAAGAGACUUGUAAAUCAGCAUGAAGGGGGAGAAGUACCAGUCAAGAAACGAAAAACAGAAAAUCAAGGUAUGGUCGUGAAUUUACCUAUUCAUGUAAGUGAAAGUGGAGACGAAGGAUUAGGUAGCAUGUCUCCUGAACCAUUAUCAGUAAUGACGGUUUCAACUGAUGGGCACUCAAUAGUUAACAGUAACAACAAUGUAAACAUAAAUUCUGAAAUUAUAGAGUUAAGGCGACAAUUAGAAAGAGAACGGAAUCAACGUUUGAAUUUAGAAAAACAAUUACGAGCAAUACCAACUCAGGUUUACACAGAAAGAUUCCGAGACGGUCAGCUAAUAGCUUAUCAACCACAUGAAGUUAUAGAGCACACAGAUGAUGCUAUGGCUCAAGAAACAGAGGAAGCUGUGGCAACACUUCAGGUUGUUUCACUCAUGUCAAUUCCAGCAGUAGGAUCAACCCAAACAGUUGAAACAUCAAACCCUGAGCCAAGUUCACCACCUAUUUCACCACAGCCUGCGGAAUUGAUUGCAGAAGAAAUUUUGAAAGAAGAAGAAAUUUGUCCUGAGUCUCCUAAAAUAAUUGCAUUUGCUACAAACAAUCAAAUAUUUCAAGCAACUGUUGAAGAGCAAAGUACUCCAGAACCUUUUUCCCCGCCACAUGUUACUUAUAAAAAUGAAUUUCAUAAUACUUCGACGCAAUUUAUCACAGCAAGUCCAACACGACCUUUUUCACCACCUAUAGAACUUCAACGACUACCUAGUGUCUUAGAAGCAGCGAUGAAGGCGGAACCUAAAGUUGAAGUAGAACGAUUGCCGUCACCAGCUAGUUCAUUGGAAGAUGGAUCAUCGCAAGCAAGAAUAUAUCUCGCUAAUACAUCUAGACAAAACUUAGAAACUAUCGUCGAAGCGAUAAGACAUCUAGAAGGCGACCAUCUAUUUAGUGAUGAACCAGCGCAAGACGUUCCUCUGGCUUUAACGAAUAAAACAACCUCGGGUACGCCAGCAAAUACAUCAACAAAACAACGACUACUACAUGCUGAAGUUAACAAUUUUCUUCAAUUUCACUCGAAACAACAACAAACCCAACAACGACCUGGUGUCAUUGUCGUUAAACACUCGUGAUUAUCUAUUUUUUCUCCUAUUACAAAUAACACAAUACAACAUGAACAAACAUACAUUUUUCACCGUUACAACUCGUAUUUAUUAAUACAACAUCUUAGUAGAUAUUUUGUCUUCAUAAAACAAACAUUUCAUUGAAAGAAAUUUCAACUAGUUUAUACGAUUAAAUUAUUAUUAUUAUUAUUAUUAUUAUUAUAAUUAUUAUAUUUAGAGUACUAACAAGCCUGUUACAAAAAAAUAGCUUUUUCUUACAAUUCAUUUUAUAUUUUUUAUAUUUAUGUAUAUAUCGUUAUUUCAUUUGAAUAAAACGCGUGACUCGUGGUAAAUAUAGCAUUAUUUUUCAUGGUCAUUUUUUAAAAAACACUGAAUAAACUGAGUGAAGUAUUGUAUUGUUGAACAUUAUAUAUAUUUCAAUGAGCAGUGGAAUGCACA
Cotesia glomerata is the source of this 3451-nucleotide messenger RNA. RefSeq lists its product as uncharacterized. Gene Ontology annotation, biological process: regulation of transcription by RNA polymerase II. Gene Ontology annotation, molecular function: RNA polymerase II cis-regulatory region sequence-specific DNA binding; protein dimerization activity; DNA-binding transcription factor activity, RNA polymerase II-specific. Gene Ontology annotation, cellular component: nucleus. The record is from RefSeq and is a predicted model, not a curated record. The transcript has 6 exons. Lineage: Eukaryota; Metazoa; Arthropoda; Insecta; Hymenoptera; Braconidae. Bases 1385 to 3022 code for a protein of 545 amino acids.